UCUCCCGCCUCUCCGCCUACCCCAGCCUCCGCCGCUUCAGCUUCCCGAGCGAGCCCUGCGGCCGCCGGAGCAGCUCCCGCGGCGGAGCAGGAGCCGGAUGGUCAGAGGAGCCCGGCAGCCCCAGCAGCCGCGGAGUCGCCUGGCCCCCAGACUGACUGGCACAGUGGAGAAACCACCUCGAAAACGAAAAAGCAGGACUGAAUUUGCUCUUAAAGAAAUCAUGUCCUCUGGAGGUGCUGAAGAUGACAUCCCACAGGGAGAGAGGAAAACAGUUACAGAUUUUUGUUAUCUUCUGGAUAAAUCUAAGCAGCUGUUCAAUGGGUUAAGAGAUUUGCCGCAAUAUGGGCAGAAGCAGUGGCAGUCCUAUUUUGGGAGAACUUUUGACGUUUACACCAAACUCUGGAAGUUCCAGCAGCAACAUCGACAGGUCUUGGAUAAUCGGUAUGGCUUGAAGCGGUGGCAAAUAGGGGAAAUUGCUUCUAAGAUUGGGCAGCUAUACUACCAUUAUUACCUACGCACAUCAGAGACCAGCUAUCUGAAUGAAGCUUUCUCCUUCUAUUCUGCAAUCAGACAGAGAUCGUAUUAUUCUCAAGUCAAUAAAGAGGACAGACCUGAGUUGGUAGUUAAGAAACUACGAUACUAUGCAAGAUUUAUAGUAGUUUGUCUUCUUCUCAACAAAAUGGAUGUUGUGAAGGAUCUGGUAAAGGAAUUGUCCGAUGAAAUUGAAGAUUAUACUCACCGCUUUAAUACUGAAGAUCAAGUGGAAUGGAACUUGGUGCUUCAAGAAGUAGCAGCUUUCAUUGAGGCGGACCCCGUAAUGAUACUGAAUGAUGAUAAUACCAUUGUUAUCACAUCUAAUCGCCUUGCUGAAACAGGAGCCCCAUUGCUGGAACAGGGCAUGAUUGUGGGACAGUUAUCUCUGGCGGAUGCACUCAUUAUUGGUAAUUGUAAUAACCAGGUUAAGUUCAGUGAACUAACUGUUGACAUGUUCCGGAUGUUACAAGCUCUUGAAAGGGAGCCAAUGAAUUUAGCUUCCCAGAUGAAUAAGCCAGGAAUGCAGGAAUCAGCCGACAAGCCGACCAGACGAGAAAACCCCCACAAGUAUCUGCUGUACAAACCCACCUUCAGCCAACUAUACACAUUCUUAGCAGCGUCUUUUAAGGAGCUGCCUGCCAAUAGUGUGCUUCUGAUUUACCUGUCAGCCACUGGCGUUUUCCCCACAGGUCGUUCUGAUAGUGAAGGUCCUUAUGAUUUUGGAGGGGUACUUACUAAUAGUAAUCGGGAUAUUAUAAAUGGAGAUGCCAUCCACAAACGAAAUCAGUCCCACAAAGAAAUGCACUGCCUCCACCCUGGAGACCUGUAUCCUUUCACAAGGAAGCCCCUGUUUAUCAUUGUGGAUUCAUCCAAUAGUGUUGCAUACAAGAAUUUCACAAACUUAUUUGGACAGCCAUUAGUCUGCUUGCUUUCUCCUACAGCAUAUCCAAAAGCUUUACAAGAUCAAUCUCAGCGAGGUAGCCUCUUCACUCUCUUUUUGAACAAUCCUCUAAUGGCCUUCCUAUUUGUCUCUGGAUUGUCAAGCAUGCGUAGAGGCCUAUGGGAAAAGUGUCAAGAAUAUCUUCGAAAAAUCAACCGCGAUAUUGCCCAGCUACUGACCCAUUCACGUUCAAUAGAUCAGGCAUUCCUCCAGUUUUUUGGAGAUGAAUUUCUUCGCUUGCUUCUCACAAGAUUUGUCUUUUGUUCAGCCACCAUGAGGAUGCACAAGAUUUUUCGGGAAACACGAAAUUAUCCAGAAUCAUAUCCACAACUGCCAAGGGAUGAAACAGUAGAGAACCCUCAUCUCCAGAAGCACAUUUUGGAAUUGGCAUCCAUUCUGGAUGUUCGAAACGUGUUCCUUGAAAAUACCAUAGAUGACUAUUAAAACAAAAAUCCUCUUGUCAAAACAGUUUUUCAUUUGCCACAGAUUUUAAAUGGUGCAGUUUUCUAAUGUGAUGACAGACACAUACGUAGUGGUGUUACUUAGUUUUUAUUUUUUAAUUUAGGACCACCAUUUUAAAAACAAACUGAAAAAAAUGUUCAAACUUUUAGGAUAACUGUUUUAAAAUACAAUCUUUCAGAUCUUUUAAAACACUCAGUUAAUCUUGGAAUUUUUAUUUUUAUUUUUUUGAGGUAUGAAUACUUACCUAUAGCAUCUAAUCCUACACUCAAGUAGUCACUCUGAGAAGAGUAAAUUAUUUAUUUUUGUAUAAUGAGGAAAAUCCAACUCUUAAACUUGGACCUUACAUGUAUGGAUUAGGAAAAUAUGUAAUUGUUCAUGGAGAUGAAACUAGCCAGCAUGGACUAAUAAAAGUCAAGAACAGUCCUGCCAUAUUUCUUUUCAUUCCAAGUUAGUAGGUAGAAAAUGUGUGAUUCUUAGACAUAUAACCGAGACAGUUCUUGAAAUCAUUUGUUUAAAUACUGUCAGAAUUUCAGAAAUUGUAUAGGAUUGAUUUGCAUCUGAAAACCAAAUCUUAAAUUGGGGUCUUGAGGUGGUAAAUAUCAUUUGUAAUGUGUGAGUCCUCUUUGCAUAUUUUAUUUUCUUUGUAGUCUUUGAGUGCUGGA
Rhinolophus ferrumequinum (greater horseshoe bat) is the source of this 2598-nucleotide messenger RNA. RefSeq names its product suppressor of cancer cell invasion (gene SCAI). Gene Ontology annotation, biological process: DNA-templated transcription. Lineage: Eukaryota; Metazoa; Chordata; Mammalia; Chiroptera; Rhinolophidae. The record is from RefSeq and is a predicted model, not a curated record. Gene Ontology annotation, cellular component: nucleus. The coding region runs from base 98 to 1918 and encodes 606 amino acids. Gene Ontology annotation, molecular function: transcription corepressor activity. The transcript is spliced from 18 exons.